Equus caballus (horse) is the source of this 837-nucleotide messenger RNA. RefSeq names its product receptor activity modifying protein 2 (gene RAMP2). Gene Ontology annotation, molecular function: coreceptor activity. Gene Ontology annotation, biological process: cellular response to hormone stimulus; protein localization to plasma membrane; intracellular protein transport. Gene Ontology annotation, cellular component: signaling receptor complex; cell surface; membrane. The record is from RefSeq and is a predicted model, not a curated record. NCBI's taxonomy places the organism in Eukaryota, Metazoa, Chordata, Mammalia, Perissodactyla, Equidae.
CGUCCCAGCCCCUGCGAGGAAGCGGCACGGCUUCCUGCGGCCCCGGCUGGGGAUAUAGGCGCCCCCGCCCGGACCCGGCUCCGUGCCGCCGCCCCUCUUCGCCUGCUCGCCGCGCGAUGGCCUCGCUCCGGGCGGAGCGCACCCCCGGCGGCCCGCGGCUCCCUUCGACCCGCGCCGGGCGACCGGCAGUGCUCCGCCUCCUCCUCCUGCUGGGCGCUGUCCUGAAGCCCCAGGAGUCCCUGGCUCAGCUUCUUCUCACCCCAGGCAGCUUGGAGUCAGAAGGGAAAACGGUGGAGAACUAUGAGACAAAUGUCCAACUUUGCUGGCAGGAAUAUAAGGUUUAUAUGGACUCUAUCCAAAAAGAUUGGUGUGACUGGGCCAUGAUUAGCAGGCCUUAUAGCAUCCUUCAAUAUUGCUUGGAACAGACUGCAGAAGGUUUUGGCCUGGGCUUCCCCAAUCCCUGGGCAGAACGGAUCAUCUUUGAGACUCAUCAAAUCCACUUUGCCAACUGCUCCCUAGUGCAGCCCACCUUUUCAGACCCCCCAGAGGAUGUCCUCCUGGCCAUGAUUAUAGCCCCCAUCUGCCUCAUUCCCUUCCUUGUUACCCUUGUGGUGUGGAGGAGUAAAGACAGUGAAGCCCAGGCCUAGGGUGGCAUGAGCUUCUCAGCAGCCAUCUUACUCCUUUCCCACCACCACCAGCUCUCGCUCCUCCCCUCCCUACCUCUUUCUCUACUUCCAUCCCCACCACAGAUCCCCGGAUUAGUGGAAAUGGAAACUGGGUGGGAUCAUGGGACAAAUUCUGUAAUCUUCAAAAUAAAACUUUUUUUUGUAUACUGUC